UCCGGCUCUGCUGCCACACGGUUCUCGCCCUACUCCUAGUACAGGGAGGAAGGGCGCGCGCGGGUAGGCGGGAAACAGCCCAGCCCCGAACAAAAGGCUGGGGAAGCGGCCCCUCAACUGCAGGCCUGUGCUAGCCGCACCGCUCGGAGCUUGGGGCUAGCGGGGAAGGGCGAGGACACUGUUUCCCCUCGGAUCCGCCCCUUGUCGCGCACCUGGUGUCACCAGCGCUCCUGGGCCACUACCCAAAGGCUGCGGCACCCUCGAAUUAUUUAACAUGGAAGAAGAUGAGUUCAUUGGAGAAAAAACAUUUCAACGUUGUUGUGCAGAAUUCAUUAAACAUUCACAACAGAUAGGUGAUAGUUGGGAAUGGAAACUAUCAAAGGACUGUUCUGAUGGCUACAUGUGCAAAAUACACUUUCAAAUUAAGAAUGAGCCUGUGAUGUCACAUCCAGAGACAUUUACUCAUGGACAGACUUGUCUUCCCAUGGAGGAGGCUUUUGAGCUACCCUCAGAUGAUUGUGAAGUGAUUGAAGCUCCAGCAGCAUCCCAAGUGAUUAAAUAUGAGUAUCAUGUCUUAUAUUCCUGUAGCUACCAAGUGCCUGUACUUUACUUUAGGGCAAGCUUUUUAGAUGGGAGACCUUUAACUCUGAAGGACAUAUGGGAAGGAGUUCAUGAGUGCUAUAAGACGCGACUGCUACAGGGACCAUGGGAUACUAUUACACAACAGGAACAUCCAAUACUUGGGCAACCCUUUUUUGUACUUCAUCCCUGCAAGACAAAUGAAUUCAUGACUCCUGUAUUAAAGAAUUCUCGGAAAAUCAAUAAGAAUGUCAACUAUAUCACAUCAUGGUUGAGCAUUGUAGGGCCAGUUGUUGGGCUGAAUCUACCUCUGAGUUAUGCCAAAGCAACCUCUCAGGAUGAACGAAAUGUCGAUUAACAAGUCUCCUACCAAGUUACUUAGGACACGGAUCCCCAAUCCCCCAGCCAGCCAGGGUCCACAGUCAGGCCUCACAGCAGGAGGUGACCAGUGUCUGGUGAGCAGGCAAGCGAGCAUUACCACCUGAGUUCUGCCUCCUCUCACAUCAGCUGCAGCAUUGGGUCCCUCAUAGGAGUGUGAACUCUAUUGUGAACUGUGCAUGCGAGGGAUCUAAGUUGCACGCUUCUUAGGAGACUCUAACCAAUGCUUGAUGAUCUGAGGGGAACAGUUUCAUCCCGAAACCAUCUCCCACUCGGUCUGUGGGAAAAUGGUUUGCCCUGAAACCGGUCCCUGGUGCCAAAAAGGUUGGGGCCCACCAAUCCAGAAAUAUUUUACUUUGCUAUAAGUAGCAUGCAUUCAAUGACAAGAGUGGAUGAUUUCCUUUUAGUACUGAUAUUCUUAAAUAAGUCUGUACUGCUCAGUCAAUCUUCUUUUAUUCUGUUGGCUUUUGUUUUAUAUUCUUCAGAUACUUCUAUUGAGCUUAGAAAUUGUGGCACAAAGAACACCAAGAGUUUACCUGGCCAGUCCUGGCUUUAAUAGGACCAAUAUCAUGGAAUAUUUCAUCUCACCAAGAUGCGAUAUGGCUUAUUUUUCCUUUGGAUGCAAAUGUCUGCAGCAACUGAUAUUUGAUAGACUGAGUGUUUAGAAGAAACACUUCAAAGAUGUAAAUCAUGGACAGGCGUGGUAGCUCACACCUGUAAUCCAAGCACUUUGAGAGGCCAAAGUGGGAGCAUCACUUGAGCCCAGGAGUUCGAGACCAACCUGGGCAAAAGAUUUUGUUCAAACCCUGUCUGUACAAAAAUACAAAAAUUUCC
Molecule: messenger RNA, 1791 nt
Organism: Sapajus apella (tufted capuchin)
Lineage: Eukaryota; Metazoa; Chordata; Mammalia; Primates; Cebidae
Gene: ATG10
Product: autophagy related 10
Exons: 8
Coding region: 275-937 (220 amino acids)
Biological process (GO): protein modification by small protein conjugation; protein lipidation; macroautophagy
Cellular component (GO): intracellular anatomical structure
Molecular function (GO): Atg12 transferase activity
Source: RefSeq, a predicted model, not a curated record